AUGCCAGGAUCCAAAGGAAUUACUCUCAGCAGUUUAUCCACAAUUGGAUGUGGCAGAUACAUCAACCCAUCAUUCUUAACUGAACGUACAAUUCUUUCUACACGAAAUGAUGAUGUUAGUGCUAUCAAUAUUGCUACGUUGAAUAUUUUUCCAGGGAACACAUAUACGUAUCUUGUUGCAGAUAAGAUGGCUGAAGAUGAUGAAAUUGAUCAUUCCAUUACAAACAGAUAUCCUAAUGAGUUUUUAAAUUCAUUGGAUCCUCCUAGGCUACCAGCUUUUAUGGUAAAGUUGAAAGUGAGUUGUCCUAUAAUGUUAUUAAGAAACAUUACACCGAAAGAUAGACUCUGUAAUGGCACAAAAUUGAUGAUAUCAAUGUGCGACACUUGCAUAAUUGAAGCUCGAAUUUUAACUAGAGAGAAGUUUGGCAAUUUGACAUUUAUACCAAGGAUAUCAUUGACUCCGUCUUCUGCAGAAAUGCCUUUCUGA
Camellia sinensis is the source of this 486-nucleotide messenger RNA. RefSeq lists its product as uncharacterized. The record is from RefSeq and is a predicted model, not a curated record. NCBI's taxonomy places the organism in Eukaryota, Viridiplantae, Streptophyta, Magnoliopsida, Ericales, Theaceae.